Drosophila bipectinata is the source of this 1994-nucleotide messenger RNA. It is a transcript of the gene gt, whose product is annotated as transcription factor giant. Gene Ontology annotation, cellular component: nucleus. Gene Ontology annotation, biological process: regulation of transcription by RNA polymerase II. The record is from RefSeq and is a predicted model, not a curated record. Lineage: Eukaryota; Metazoa; Arthropoda; Insecta; Diptera; Drosophilidae. Gene Ontology annotation, molecular function: DNA-binding transcription factor activity, RNA polymerase II-specific; RNA polymerase II cis-regulatory region sequence-specific DNA binding.
CGGGCUACCUGCUCGAUUCGUCGGCUGGCCGCUCGUGUCCGCCAUUUGCCUUUUCUUCUGAAUGGAGCGUCGGCGCGGCAGAGUAUAAAAGCGGUCGGUCCAGCGGUGAGGAAAUCAGUUUGCGUUCGACAUCGUCAGCGUAAAGAUACAGAUACACCGCACCGCAGAUACAAGAUACAUUGGCUCUGAACCAACUCCGAUACCUUUGGAUUUACGAAUUAAAAACAAAUCAUAUCCCUCAACAUGCUAAUGCACGAGAAACUGAUGGCUGGGCAGUUCUUCGAUCUGAAGACUGAUCGCAAGCCUUUGAUGCACCACCACCAAUACCAGCCGCAGCAGCACCACCAACACCACCAUCAGUUGCAGCAACAGCCGCUGCACCACCACCAGUUGCCGGCUCCCGGCCAAUUGCAGCCGCAGCCCGCCAGCCUGGCCCUGCCCAAAAUGGACCUCUAUGCCGCCUACGCCUACCAGCAACAGUUGUUGCAGCUGCAACAGCAACAGCAGCAGCAGCAGCAGGCUGCUCCCUCCGCCGAGGUGUUGGAUCUCUCCCGGCGCUGUGACAGUGUGGAGACGCCCAGGAAGACCCCAUCUCCCUACCAGACCAGCUUCAGCUAUGGCAGUGGCUCUCCCUCGGCCUCGCCCACCAGCAAUCUCUUGUACGUGCAACAGCAACAACAACAGCAGCAGCAGCAACAACAGCAGCUGGCCUCCCUGUACCCAGCCUUCUACUACAACAACAUCAAGCAGGAGCCACUCAGCGCUGCCAAGACCACGCCCACAGCCUCGGCCACUGCCACCGCCAGUUUGCUCCAGACCUUCGCUGCAGCCUCGGCAGCUGCUGCAGCCGCUGCUGCCGCCUCCUCGAAUGCCUCGCCUCGUCCUGCCAGCAACGCCAGCACCAUGCAGAUCGAUGUCCUCGAGAAUCCUCAAUCGCCACCAGCCCAGAUCCCAGCCCAGAGCCAGACCACCACGCCGACCAGCAGCAGCGGGGAGUCCAGCAAGAACACCCGCCCCUUCAAGGCCUUCCCCCGGGAUCCCUUGGUGAUUGCUGCCAAUUUUGCUGCCACCGAUGUGCUGCUCGACAAUCCGCGAGUGGAGCGAUACACCGAGUACCGGAAGCGAGUCCUGGAACAAAUCCGCAGCUCCAACGGAGGACAGCGCACUGUUACCAACCCAAAGAUGCGACGCACCAACUCCCGCAGCGGAUCGGUGAACGAGGGCAGCUCCUCCAACAAUAACAGCGAGAGCGAGGAUCGGGCAGCGGCCGAGGAGUCCAGCGAUUGCGAUUCCCAGGCUGGAAACUUCGAGGGCAAGUCCAAUGGCUCCGCAUCCACUGCCAUCUUGGCCAACACCGCAGCCACUGGCGGCAACGCAGCCAACGCCGUCAACACUUCCGGCUCUGGAGGACAGGUUAAGGACGCCGCCUACUACGAGCGGCGGCGCAAGAACAACGCUGCUGCCAAGAAGUCGCGCGAUCGCCGCAGGAUCAAGGAGGACGAGAUCGCCAUCCGGGCUGCCUAUCUCGAGCGCCAGAACAUCGAGCUGUUGUGCCAAAUUGAUGCUCUCAAGGCUCAGCUGGCCGCCUUCACCGCCAAGGUGGCCACCGCUUGAAGGGACUCUGAUCCUGAUGCUGUUCCGAAGUCCUGCUUCUCUUGUUGCGUUGAACGCGAAGAUUGGUCUCAAGAUUUGGCUGCCAUUUGCCAAAACAUCCUACCUCCUAGCUAUUAAGGAUCACCAUGAUACCAUAUCCUUUUUUUUUUCGGUCAGCUUAUCUGUGAAUAUUUUCGGGGGUCUCCUUAUUUUUUUCUCUCUCGCAUGUAAGUACUUUAAGUCCUCGCGUUUACGUUAUAUUUUUAAAAUGUCCUAGUUUAAGUGCAUCUCGCAAUCACACCAGUUACACACUCAUCUAUCUGCAUUUGCUUCUAUUGACGUAUUUAUAGAAAGGCCAGGAUACCUUUAGUCCUUAUGCAUAAGCCAAUUUUUUUCAUAGA